GCCUAACAUACAAAUCUAGGGUUCUCCAUACCCAGAUGAAUGGGAGAACUACUCCAUGGCGAAGAAAGCAAAAGCAGAAUCAGACACGGAAUUCAUAUUGCGAAGGAUGGAUUCCUGCUUCUGGACGUUGAUUGGCACUUCUCCAAGCUCAAGCUGGCCUCCAAUGGUGUUGAAGAUCAAUCUAGGGCACUUGGGAACUCUUGCUCGUCACUUUCUCUCUCUAGAAGUCGUUCUAUCUCUCAAAAACUCGAAUCCCCCACGAAUUGUGGCUGAAAAUCUGCUUAAAAGAAGAAAACCCCGACUCACACGGCCAGGGUGGCACGGCCGUGCAGCUCACCCAGUUGCCCAUGUGAGUCAAAACGCAGCGUAUCACUUAGUUGAAUUCCAGGCUCUUUGCAAGGCCAGAAUGGCACGGCCGUGUGAACUCUCCUUCCUGCCCGUGUUUGCUCUCGCAGAAUGUGGCACGGCCAACCCGGCCACUUGCACGGCCGUGUGGAUUGUCUGCUCUGCCCGUGUGUGCUCUCGGCAAAACUCGCACGGCCAGGCCAUUCCUUCACACGGCCGUGUGAACAUCAGGGCAGCCCGUGUGACCUCCUUUGUGACUUGCCUCGCGCCCGAUCUUCGCCCAAUCGACCCCGAACUCGCUCCUAAACCUUCAUUCACUUGCCAGGACCUGAAAUAUCACAAACAAGCACAACCUAGCGUGAAAUCGGUCUAAAACACGAGAAACCACAUCUCCAACGGUGUAAGAACAGGGGUGAAAACAUGUGUAACUAACGGUCUAUCAAACUCCCCCACACUUAACCGUUUGCUUGUCCCCAAGCAAACCUAACUCAAACCAAUGCAACUCUCCAGACCUCUAUAGCAACAAACAACCCAUAUCGUAGGUAGAGGACUUCCUAGAUCAUUUAGCAGCUUACGAGGUCAACCGACGCACAAGUCAUCUCAUAACUUCUUCGGCAAGUCGGCAUCAUGGCAAAUAGUGAACAGAGGACAAAUGAAUUGUGGAUGAAGAGAUUCUCAAAAACAAAGAAUCAUGGACUCA
Molecule: messenger RNA, 1045 nt
Organism: Linum trigynum
Lineage: Eukaryota; Viridiplantae; Streptophyta; Magnoliopsida; Malpighiales; Linaceae
Source: the annotation of a GenBank genome assembly